AUGUCUGUUAGAUUGACUAUUAUCCCAAACUCGGAGCAUGGAGUUGUGGCACAUUUGCGUGAGAUGGGGUUUGAGUAUUACCUAUCAUCAGAAGUUCCAAAGUUGGUUGGUGGGAAAAUCGAAGAGUGUUUGAAUAAAGGGUUUGAGGGCAUUGGGGUUAAUGGUGAUUGGAACUCGUUGUUCUUUAGCGUUCAUCCUGGGGGUCCUGCAAUUCUGGACAAGGUUGAAGAAGAGCUGGGUUUGAAGGAGGGGAAGCUGAAGGCAACAAGGCAUGUGCUGAGUGAGUUUGGGAAUAUGGGAGCUCCAUCUGUGCUUUUUAUUUUGGAUGAGAUAAGGAAGAAGUCAAUGGAGGAAGCAAAAGCCACAACUGGUGAAGGUUUGGAAUGGGGUGUGUUAAUUGGGAUCGGGCCAGGACUCACUGUGGAGACUGUUGUGCUCCGCAGUGCUCCCACUGCUAUUUGA
This is a messenger RNA of Rosa chinensis, 462 nucleotides long. RefSeq names its product 4-hydroxycoumarin synthase 1-like. Bases 1 to 462 code for a protein of 153 amino acids. The transcript has a single exon. Gene Ontology annotation, molecular function: acyltransferase activity, transferring groups other than amino-acyl groups. The record is from RefSeq and is a predicted model, not a curated record. Gene Ontology annotation, biological process: polyketide biosynthetic process. Lineage: Eukaryota; Viridiplantae; Streptophyta; Magnoliopsida; Rosales; Rosaceae.